Aplysia californica (California sea hare) is the source of this 7224-nucleotide messenger RNA. RefSeq names its product rabankyrin-5. The coding region runs from base 26 to 3595 and encodes 1189 amino acids. Lineage: Eukaryota; Metazoa; Mollusca; Gastropoda; Aplysiida; Aplysiidae. The transcript has 26 exons. Gene Ontology annotation, molecular function: protein binding; metal ion binding. The record is from RefSeq and is a predicted model, not a curated record.
UUUUUGACAUAUUCAAUGAGGUCACAUGAUCAAACUCGCAAACAUGGCGGAUGAUGAAGUUAGUAAACUUCAGAACCAUCUAAGUUUGUUGAGGGAAGAGUACGUGAAGCUGCAGAAUCGACUGGCUGAUGUUGAGAGGCGAUAUCAAGUGGCCAUUGCUGCUUCAGGCGGCACUGGAGAAGCUCAGGAUGGAUUUGUGUCCAGACUUCUCAAAUUCAUUGCUGACCUCUUUGACAAAGACCAAUACAGUGAUCUGGUGAUCCAGCUAGAGGGCGGCCAUGACGUGAAGGCCCACAAGUUCAUCCUUUCAGCCCGCAGUGAUGACUGGGGUGUGGCGGACCUCUCCACAGUUGCAGAGCUGAAUAUGACAGAUAUCCGUCAUGAUGUAGCCUUUGCCUUGAUCCGAUGGAUAUACACGGAUGAGAUAAACAUCAAAGCUCAGGACUCCUUCCUACUAGAGCUCCUACGAGCAGCCACAAGGUUCAAACUUGAGGAGUUGCGAAACAGGUGUGAAAAUGGGCUCAUGUCCUUUGUAAAUGUAAAGAACUGUAUAAAGUUCUACCAGACAGCGGAGGAGAUGCAGGCAGAGGUGUUGAAGAAACAUUGCUCGGAGCUCAUCUCUAACCACUGGGACCAGUUCACGAGGGAAGACUUUGUGAGCAUGCCAGCCCCCCUGCUAUACAAGAUGUUUAAGACCAAGACAGAAUAUCCUUUGCACACUGCCAUCCGUACCGAGAGGGAAGAUGUCGUGUUCCUCUAUCUUAUUGAAUUUGAUGCUCAGUUGUCAGUGAAAGUGAAUGAGGUUGACAACAAAGGUGAACUUGCGCUUGACCUUGCCCUGAAGACUCAGCAGCGCAGCAUAGCACAGACACUGAUGGCCAACAAAGCUGACGUCAACAGGAAGGAUAACUCUGGCAAAUGUCUACUGUACAAAGCUAUACAAAGAGGUGAUGAGUUUGCUGCAGAGUUCCUCAUCACUAACGGUUGUGAUGUGAACAUGGCUACCCACCUUGACAAAGAGACGCCGUUGCACAUGGUCUCCAGAUUUGACCCAAAGGUGACCGAUACUGGUGUGAUACAGGGCAUGGCCAAGGUGGCUAAACUGUUGGUUGAUCAUAAGGCAGAUGUCAAUGUACAAGACUCGACUGGCUGCACUCCUCUUCACAACGCAGUGCUCAGUUGUAAUGAGCCAGUGUUUUCUGUGUUGACCUCAUGUGGCCGGGUGGACCUGGAGAUAAAGAACUCAGAGGGGCACACAGUGCUCUGGUUGGCCCUGCAGAGACAGGCAGAGAGUCCUGUGGAGGAAAAUGGGCCCUUGUACGGGGAGAAAACUCUGGCUGCUCAACUGAUCACGGCUGGAGCAUCGCCAGACGCUGUGGAGCCAGAGACUGGUAACUCUCUGCUUCAUCUGGCAGCGCAGCACGGCUACCAAGAGGCGGGCAUUUUCCUCGCAGACCACAGAGCUUCGGUGGGGCUGGCAAACUUUAAGGGCGAGACACCCUUACAUUACGCCUGUGAGGAAGGCCUCACAGAAUUGGUGCGCAUCUUGCUAGAAAAGGGGGCCAAUCCCAAUGCGCAGACUGUUCGGACCCCGACCUCCACAAUCAACAUGGCUGCCCUUGGCUACGGGGAAGAUGAGAAUGCAGAGAUUUCCCAACAGACACCGCUCCACCUAGCCUUGACCAAAGGUCAUCACUCUGUGGUGCAAGUAUUCCUCGAUCAUAAAGCCCAGUUGUCCAAGUCUGGGGCGACGGGUACGAAGGUACUGCCCAACUUCAACGUGAAGGACUCGCGAGGUCAGACGGUGCUGGCUCUCUCUCUGUGGAACAACAUGCAUGACAUGGCGGACAAACUCCUGGCCUGUGGGGCCAACAUCAACGAGAAGAACUCCGCUGGGAUGACGCUGUUACACCAGGCCAUAGAAGCUCAAGAUGCACCAAGUGCCCUGUUUCUGAUGGAUCACUUGGCAGAUCUGGAAUCAAUCUCUCCUGACAAGCAGACAGUUCUGCAGCACGCCAUCAGCAGACACUUGCCGGUGGUGGUCAGUGCGCUGUGUGAGCGAGGUGUCAACAUGGACACCCUGGACGAGCAGGGAGACUGUCCACUGUGGCAGGCCUUGGACUCUGGACAGGAGGAGAUAGCCCACACUCUGGUAAAGCAUGGCUGUGAUGUGAACUUGUGGUCUCAGAGUCCUGUUGGAUGCUUCCAGACUCUACUUCACAGAGCUCUGGAUCAGAACAAUGAGGCUAUAGCCAGCUUCCUUAUUCGCAGUGGAUGUGACAAGAACUGUCCCCGUCGGCCUGGGCCUAAUGGUGAGGGUGCUGAGGAAGGCAGUGAUGGUCAGACGCCUUUGCACAUGGCUUGUGCCUGGGGACUUGAGAUGGUGGUGCAGUGCCUCAUGGAGCACAGUGCAGAUGUCAACGCGCAGGACGCGGAGGGUAAGACACCCGUGCACAUUGCCAUAGAGAACCAGUUCCCAGUGGUCAUCUCCCUUCUCCUGUCUCACCCUGGCCUGGACCUGAAGGCCCGGGACAAGCGGGGUCACUCCCCCUUUGCGGCCGCCAUGUUGACCAAAGACAACAAAGCCGCUCAGGCUAUUCUCAGCCGGGAACCAACGGCUGCAGAACAGGUGGACAACAAGGGGCGUAACUUCCUGCACACGGCCAUCACCAAGGCGGACAUCGAGAGCGUGUUGUUUUUGCUGAGUGUGCACGCCAAUGUGAACUCGCGCUCUCAGGACAGCCAGAACCUGACGCCGCUACACUUGGCUGUGCUGGCCAGCUCUGAGAUCAUCGUGCGGAACCUGCUUCUGGCUGGAGCAUUAGUCAACGAGCGCACCAAGACAUGUGAGACAGCUCUCCACCUGGCUGCCGCCAAAGACUGCAGCACUAUCUGCUCCAUCCUCCUGGACAACAGCGUAGACUUUGACGCUGUGGAUGAAAAUCUCAAUAAUGCCUUGCAUCGUGCUGUGAUCAAUGGGAAUCUGAACACAGUGAAAGUGUUACUCACUGAGUCCACCAUUAACGCCGAGGCUGUUAAUGCCAAGGGACAGAAUCCGCUGCACAUAUUGGGUCAGUACGGCAAAGACAACGCAGCAGCCAUGUUUGAACUGUUCCGCGACACUAUGCCAGAGUACCCCAUAGACAGGCCGGACAACGAGGGGAACACAGUGAUCCUGUUGGCCUACCUGAACGGUAACGGGAACCUAUGCCGUGCCCUGGUCCGCGCGGGAGCCUGUUUAGGCUGUGUCAACAAGCAAGGACUCAGCAUCUUCAACGCCCCGGUGGCCACAAAACAGCUGCUUUUCAAGUUAUUAGAUAUGCUCUCUAAAGAUGUAACGCUAAUACAUGUAUUGAUAUCACUACUUUCAGAUAUGCUCUCUAAAGAACCGCCAUGGAGCGAGGGAGAGUCUUGUUUAGAAUGUUCUGCCAAAUUUAAUAUUAAAACAAGAAAACACCAUUGCCGUCACUGUGGACGUUUGCUGUGCUCAAAAUGUUCCAGUCGAGAUAUGCCCAUUGUGAAGUUCAACCUGAGCAAGCCAGUGCGAGUGUGUGACGUCUGCUUCGAUGUUCUCUCUGUCGGGGGUCAGUUUUAAUGAAAAGAUGGGUGGCUAGUGUAGGCCUACUUGUUGGUCAGUUGUUCUAGUUCUAGUGGAGAAGUGGGUCUGUCCCAGAGGAGUUCUAGUGGAGAUGUGGGUCUGUCCCAGAGGAGUUCUAGUGGAGAUGUGGGUCUGUCCCAGAGGAGUUCUAGUGGAGAUGUGGGUCUGUCCCAGAGGCAACUUGUCAGCUCUCUACUCUCAUCACUAUUGUGAGUUUUUAAAAACAAACAACUUGAUAAAUAACUGUCACAAAUUUAAAUGAACACAAAUAUUUUUGUCUAGGUUUUGGAUAAGGUUCAAAGGAAGCUGUAUGUUAUUUCUUUUUUUGUUUUAUGAACUCUUGAAGAGUGUGAAAACGUGGGAUCUUAAAGACAGAAGAAUUAAUGAAUAAAUAGAUACUUGCUGGCUUCAAUUUGAAUUGUAUGUUUGUGAAGGAAACACAGAAGUCGCCGUAACUGUGAUGUCAUUAUUGAGAUGCUGCAAUGAAAUUCUGUGGACUGAUCACUAACAUGUUGUCACAUGAGGCAACUGACAGUUGAAAUGAAGGGCUCUGUGAUAAAGUAGGUCAUAAGCAGUAUCCAAAUUUUUUUUCUUCUUUCCUUUGGCUUGUGAGUUGGAUCUAUAACUCAUAAGUAUACGGAAGGUUAUUCCACCUUUGUAAGCAGCCAAUUCGUUAAUCCAGUUUUUCAGCAUUACAAACUUACAGAUACUUACCUUUGUACUGCCUGGACUCAGUUUUUUCUUCAACAGCGUGCACAGUACACUCUUUCUACGUUUUUCCCCCCAACAUUUUUAGAUAUAAAACAUUUUGUCAUAAAGCCUUUUCAAUAUUAAAGACUGUGGUAGAAGUUGUGUGAACUGAUAUACUUAAUAGGCAUCUGGUAUACUUUACUUUUCUGAUCCAGUGGUCAUCUCAGUUCUUGCCCUUCGGCCUGUGUAUCCAGUAUGCAAGGAACAUCUGAAAGUUGACAUUUAGAUGUCUGAGUAGACUCCCCUUACUAUUUUUUAUAAUGCUCUGCGGAAGAUUUUUCGCAUCGUACGGUGCUCAUAUUUUAUCGUAUAUUUAUCUGUUUUUGCCAGUUAGAUAGAUUUUGUUGUGUCCUCUCUUUUUUUUUCUUGUAAACUUUGCCCUGCCGCUGAGUUGUGUACAAUAUUUGAGACUUGUUGGGUCGUAAUGUCUGAUUGGUUGCUAAUAUUGUAUCAUUUUAUGUCAUGUCACAAAUAAAAAAACCCAGGGACUUUUUGUACAUUGGGACCUAACAGCACCUUUCGCCUGCACAAUGUUUUCCAAAUGAUAGACAUAAUUGGUGAAUAUAAUAUUGGUGACAAUUACGAAUUACUCUAAAAAUUGAGGGUGCUAUAAUUGAAAUGAACCGUUGCUUUUGAUCUUGUAAGAUGAGUCUGGUCUGUAUGUUUAUCUUGCUGUUUGCAUCUUGCAGGUAGUUUGUUGUUUUACAAUUCUAAGAACUUUGAGUGAUUCAGCCGAGUUUGACUAUGUGUCUGGAGAGCAAGUCCUAACUUUUUUAUAAAGGUUUUAUAUAUAUUCGGUAUAGUGUGGCUAUGCUGCUUGCGUAUAUUAUUUGCUGAUGUUUUCAUUGUUUUCCAACCUCCCUGGUGCCUGGAUAUGGCCCGAUGUGUGCACGGAUUAAGACUGAUGAUGGGAACUGCUGUGUGUGUGUUCGUGUUUUACUUCCUUUGCCCUCAUUAAAUUUCUUUACGAGUGUGGAGUUGGUUUGGUGUAAUAGUGCAUUUGCCCCAGUUUCUAGGAGUUUAGUCGUAGAAUAUCUUCUAAAGUUGCAGAAGAUUUUUUAUUUUUUUGGAGGGGGGGGGGGAGGGGGAGAAAAUUUUUGUCCUGGCUUUUUGAUAAUAACUCUGUUCAGUCAGAGACUGGCUUCUCAACUUGCCUGUUGAUGUUAUAUGUAUUGCAUACAGAAAGCACAACAGAUUGUUCAAGUCCCAUCAAUAUACUGGAGAACCAAGUCUUGUGAUCUUAAAUAUCUAUGGUGCUGGCAAACUGUACAUUAGAACCAAACUAAUGUCAUUUCAAUACAUUUAUUGUUGAAGUCUUUCCAAAUGGAAGACAGGUGUGUCUUAAAAGUUGAAAAUGAUCAUACUCAUACUAAACCACCAUGAAACCAACUUCUAGGGUCAUAUCUAGGACGUUUGGAAAAAUAAUUGAUUUUCAGGUCUAUUCCAUCACCCAACUUCAAGAGAUAUAGUGUAUUAUUCAUGAAGGCUGGGGAUUGAAUUUCAUCUUGGUCUGUGUGAUCAAUUUUACUUUCUCCAGUAGUAGUACCUGCUAGUGAACUAGCCCAUCAGAUAGUGUGCUCACUUAUCUAUUUUUGUUGUUGCUUGAAAAGUCCUGAUUUAAAACAAAUUUUCCAUUCAUGUUGUUUGUCUCGGAUGGACAAAGAGAAGCAACCAAGCUAUGCUCACUUUGGGAAAAUGGCGCAAGUAUUCAGAGGAAAGAACAGUGAGAGGGAUAUAGGUGUAUAUACAGGCCAAGGUUCUCUUCCUUUUCACAAUUUAUUGUUACUAAAAUAGGUGAGACUCUCAGCUGUACUCUGUUAUUGUUGUUUUAGUUAUAUUCCGAGACACAAUGUCCUGACUUCUGUGCUGAAGUGGUUGGGGCUCUUUGACCAUCUUCCAGAAGGUAUAAGUUUGACUUUCGUGUGGGAUAGAUGUUGUGCCAAGUAUCUUGGGCUUUGUGCUGGGAUGUGGGCCCCCACAGACCAGGAUAAGCUUGAAAGACAGAGUUGAACAACCUGCUUCCUAAAUUAUUCAAAUUGUGCCGAUGGAAGCAUAAAAUAAAGCGUUGUGCCAAUGGAGGCUUAAAGCAUAUAAAUACCAUUUCCUAAAAGACAUGUGCCAAAUAUUGAUACUGGUUCAAUGUUGUUACUGCUGUAUUCUUCUUGGAAGAGUUACUUAUUGUCGCUGCAUCAAGACAAAUGAGGAGCUCCGGGUUUGUUUGUUGUUUUUUUUUUACUCGCCUUUAAAAGUUGGAUCAAAACAGCGCUACUCAUUUUUCUUACGGCAGGGGCGAUAUGAAAGUUUUUUGUCCUUUCCAAAAUCGUGAAAAAGAACAAAUUUUAGCCGCACAAUUCAUUGAAGAUAUUAAGUUGUUAUUUUUAAUAUAAUUUUUUGUCUGAUAUUUUGACAUAUUUAUACAUUUUGUGUACCCCCUUAUACAUUCCUCAUUUUGCCUCAUAUUCCAUUUGUCAUGGAAACAGUACUUUGCUUAUUGUCAGUAUCUAUUCUGUGGGUGAAACAUUUGAAAGUCUUGUUUUAAGCUAUGCUUCAUCAUACCGUUACUGUUAAAAUUACUUUUUACGAAAGUAUGCAUGCCAAAAACUUGUGGUAGCUCUGGCUUUUUGUAAGUCUGAGAAUGUCUGGUAUUGUUCUCACCUGUGGUUUUCUUUUAGAUCCCUAGAUGAAGACAAAGACUGAGUUUUUGAAGAGCCCUGAAUAUCUUUUUCUUUAACUGUUUCCUUGCAAGAGGGGUUUCCAUGGUUGUGGUGGGCCAAUGUGUUGUAUAGUAAAGUAUAGAGAUGUGACUGGUUAACGUAAAGGUAGUGUGAGAGUGGCCAAAUAAAAUUGACAUGUUGUGUAUUAAAAUAAAGUUAGAA